Molecule: messenger RNA, 1055 nt
Organism: Betta splendens (Siamese fighting fish)
Lineage: Eukaryota; Metazoa; Chordata; Actinopteri; Anabantiformes; Osphronemidae
Product: granzyme B-like
Exons: 5
Coding region: 63-815 (250 amino acids)
Biological process (GO): proteolysis
Molecular function (GO): serine-type endopeptidase activity
Source: RefSeq, a predicted model, not a curated record
UGGGAGCUUAAGGUCUGACUGCAGCAGGUGUUAGAGGCAGACCUCCAAAUCAGACAACGACCAUGAACCACAUGUUCUGCAUUGUGCUGGUCCUUCAACUCUUCACCCUCACAGGGGCUGUUGGAAGCGGCAUAGUAGGUGGUAAGGAGUCAAAGCCUCAUUCCAGGCCCUACAUGGCAUCGCUCCAGUUCCAGGGAUUCCAUUCAUGUGGAGGGAUACUUAUUCGCAAGGAUUUUGUCGUCACGGCAGCACACUGUAAUCAAAGUCAGCAGGAGAUGACUGUGGUACUCGGAGCACAUGACAUAAGCAAAGAAGAAAAAAGUCAGCAACGCAUCCAAGUGGCUCGUUACUAUACACACCCAAACUACAAAGCUUUCGAUUAUGACAUCAUGCUCCUUAAGUUAAAACAACAUGCUAAACUGAACAAAUACGUGAAGCCCAUUGAACUACCCAAGAAGGAUGGAAAGAUACCAGCAAACAUUAAAUGCACGGUUGCCGGCUGGGGCCAAACUGGAGCCAACAAGCCUCCUUCAAACGUUCUGAGGGAAACCACAGAGAAGCUGCAAUUCAGCAUGGAGUGCAAGAAUAUAUGGAAACAAUACUUCAACUCUGAUCACAUGAUUUGCACCAAGUUUAAAAAAACGACAGGAGGGGUCUGCCAGGGAGAUUCUGGAGGACCACUCAUCUGCAACACGAAACCCCAGGGUUUAACAGCAUACACCUUACAAAAGGACUGUAGUAAUCCCAAGUACCCUCAUGUCUUCACCAAAAUCCACUUCUUUCUUCCCUGGAUUAAAAAAAUUAUGAAAGUAUAGAAGAAUUCCUUCUUAAGCCGCUUUUUAGAGGGCAAAAAAAAUUCUGCUAAUAAUUAAUGCUUAAUAUAAAUAAUAUAGCUCCAUAAAGCAAAAAAGAAAAAGAAGAUGUAUAGUUAAAAUAUUGGUUCCUGACUGAUAUAAUUGUCUUGCAUGCAAAAAAUGAACAAACAUUUUAAUGUAUGGAAAUGAUUUAAAUGAUGACUUUAACUGCAUAUUUUGACAUUAAACACUUUGACCCUG